CCUGUGCGUCAGUGACCGCACAGCGGGGCAGCAGGCAGGGCUGCCGGGGCCCUGAGUGUCGCUCGGGACGCAUCGUGUGAGACGCCUCGGGCCGGCUGGGAAGUACUAGUUCUGUGCCCAGUUGGCUGCAGUUCACACUGAAGUGCAGUGGCCUUCGGAUCGCCCCUCUGCCGGCCCGCCGCCUCCGUGUGUCUUGAGGAGACGGGACCCUAAGAAGUCAGCGUCGCUUCCAAGGAGGCAGGAGGUGCUUGCUUGUGGCCCUUGGGCCAAGGUUUAAACGCCUUCUGGGUUUGGGGGCCCCCGGGGCCCCAUGAGAGCGGCCUGGUGGGACUGACACGGGUUUCGACGGGAGAGGCUCACCCCACAGCCAGGCGGCGUGGCGCGUGUGCCGGCUCAGCUGAAGCCCCCAACAGAAGCUCCAGCAGGCCAGCGCGCUCUGCGUGGCCACCACCGGCCCACAGCGCGGCCGGAGCCUGCCCAUUUUCCAGCCUCCUACCGGGGACUGGCGUGCCGCCCUGUGCCUUGCCCUGGCCCAGCGUGUUCCCAAGGUCGCUGUUAGUGGAGUGGUGGCCCCACCACUGACAGCGCUCUGUGAGGGGUGUCCUCGCGGGGUGUCACUGCGGCUCCAGGCACUGUCACGGCACUGUCACGGGCGUCUACCCUGGCCGUUCCCACGCGCUCUGGGGCACCUGGGUGCUGCGUCGCUGCCCUGCAGGGCACUGCAGGUAUCGCACUUUGCCAUGUGGUGGUUCUGGGGGGCCACCUUGGCCCUUCUCCCGGGUCGUGGGUGAGCACGGGUGUCUUCCUGUGUUUCCCAGCUGGCCGGGCUGCGUGAGGUGGCUGUUCACCUCUGCGUCAGUGUCCUAUUGGGUUCUCUGUUCUGUGCGUCUGCUUUGCAGAAGCGCUGUACGUGUCCUGGGACCCAAUUAUCAGCAACAUGCGUGCACACGUGUCCUGCCUUGGGGUGUGGCUUUUCAGAGCUAGGGGGUCUUCCUCUCCUGACGGAACUGAGGGCAGGUGGCGGUAGGGGCUUCGUGCAGGCAGCGAGCCGUGGACACUUGCUGCUGCGUUUGGAGUGCAGGGCCCGGCUCUCCAUGGCGGGGGUUGCCAGAGACCCAGCCUCGUGCGCCGACCACGAAGAGGGUCUGCGGCUCGGGUCAGGGGCAGCCUUGCCUCUUCUUUGUGCAGUGACCGUGUGGUGACCAGGGCCAGGGGUGGCGUGGUGGGCUCAGGCCGAAGCCCGCCUGGGGCUCUCACUGGAAACCCGCUCUUCACUCCCCGCGUCCGCGCUCGGCCUCAAGCAGUGCUGCCAGGUUUCUCUGAGUGUCCCGAUGCUCACGAGGCCUUGCUGCCUGCCCUACUUCUGCCGCCCCCAGAGCACGAGGUGGCCCAAGGAAGGGCCUCCAGCUGCAGGCUGGGCAAGGGCCCUGUGGCGUCCGGUGGAGCACGCCCAAGCUCGCGUGUCCGGGCCUCACCUUCCAGGCCAGGGCUGUCGUCCUGCUGGAGGCCACACGUGAGUGGGGGUGGGCGGGGACGGUAGACUGGUGGCAUGGAGCAGAAACGCGGACGGUGCAGAGAGAAGGCAUCAUGUUGGGGGCUGCAGCACCGAGAGCCUGCCUGUGCCCCGCUGUUCUGUCUGCGCCUGCCUUCCCUGAGGUCCCCUGUCCCCCGCACUCUGGGCAAGGCCGGUCACAUGGGACCCAGCUGUCAAACUCUGGCAGCAGUUCAGCCCGAUAUCCCCUCUUUGGGGUCCAGACGAGGUUGGGGUUGAGCGUCAAAACCAGCCAAUCGCUGCCAUGGACGUAGUGAGGGUAUCAUGGGCGUUACCCUGACGUACACGGUCAUGGUCCGGAAAGUCUGGGAACCUGCUUUUGUCUGGCGCCACAGGCUGAGCUGUCCCUGGGACUUUCAAGGCUGCUGUCCACCAGAACGUAAAAAGUCCAGCUGGCCGCCAGAAGGAUCUCACUGUGUUGUUAUUUGAAAUUUCUCAUGACAGAACCAUGCAGGACAUUGUUUACAAGCUGGUCCCAGGCCUCCAAGAAGCGGAAAUGAGAAAACAGAGAGAAUUCUACCACAAAUUAGGCAUGGAAGUGCCUGGAGACAUCAAGGGGGAGACUUGUUCUGCAAAGCAACACUUGGACCCCCAUCGGAACGGUGAAACCAAAGCGGAUGACAGUUCGAACAAAGAGGCAGCAGAAGAGAAGCAGGAGGACGACAACGAUUACCACAGAAGUGACGAGCAGGUGAGCAUCUGCCUGGAGUGCAACAGCAGCAAGCUGCGCGGCCUCAAGCGCAAGUGGAUCCGCUGCUCGGCCCAGGCCACCGUCCUGCACCUGAAGAAGUUCAUCGCCAAGAAGCUGAACCUGUCCUCUUUCAACGAGGUAGCGCGCCCUGGGGCCUGCGCGCCGUGGCCGGCCCGGGGAGCCGUGCUUCCGAGUUCUUUGGGCUCCGCAACUUUGGAGACUUUAAAUCAGGAAAAGCCCUCAGUGUGUUUGGCCCCCAGCUGGACAUUUUAUGCAACGAGGAAAUCCUGGGCAAGGACCACACACUCAAAUUUGUGGUUGUCACGAGAUGGAGAUUCAAGAAGGCGCCGCUGCUGCUGCACUACAGACCCAAGAUGGACUUGCUGUGAGCGGGCGGCAGGCUCGCGGCCCUCGCGCCCCGGCGCCCAGUGAGCGCGGGGCUGGCGCAACCACGACCACCGCGCUCCAGGACGUCGCCUCGGGGUGUCCUGUGGACCAGAUUUCCGAAUAGAGAAUAUUUAUAACUUUUAUAUGCGAGAACUCACACUCAACAAGACACUACCAGCACCAGGUGACAAGAUGCCGAGACACUUCAGUCCUUCAGCCAGACCAGAGUGAUGCGUGCAGUGGUGGCGUGUCCCAUCCUGACACACGUGACCUUCGCUUGCUUCCAGGUCCUCAAAAUCUUGGUCGUUUCGGUUUAGUUUAUGAAUUAGGUUUCGUGAUAAGCCUCGAGAACACUUGUACGUUUAUUGAAUCCUAAGUUAUUGAAAAAAUAUCUUUUCAUGGUGAAUGACGAUAUUUAUGUUGCCUUUAGCUACCUGAAGACUUAGAAGAUAUAUAAAAAUUUAAUUUAAAAGCGUACCAAAAGAGGUGGCCAUUGAUGUUACGCGUUAACCAUGCUGUCCAUUUCCCCAUCGUGCAGCCCACGAGCCGACAGCCUCCGGCCCCUGGAGCUGCUGCGUGACGUCGGCGCCCGUGGGCCGGGGCAUCUGAGCGGCUCAACGCUGGUUUGCAGAGCGUUCUUGUUCUUCUAAAUUCCUCUGGUGAUCAAACAGGGCACCGAUGAUUCAGUGCUGCCACUUAACGCCCUGCUCGUCCAACCCCGUUUUCACGCAGAGUGGCGUCUGGGCGCCUCUCCUGAGAAGGCACCUCCAUCGGGGAGGGGCCAGUGCCGACGCAGGGUCCCCGUGACCCCCCGGGACGCCGGCCACCAGCCCUCCCCUCUGCUGGCCCUUGCACACCACGUGGCCGUGCCUCCUGGAGGACAGUUUUCAGGCCGAGCACCCCGGGGGCUGCUCUGUGCCCCAGUGGCUUACUUAGUUCUGUAGUGACCGAACACACCAGUCGCAGGCAGCACACACUUUGUCAAACCCUUUCUCUUCCCAAAUGUCAAUAUUUUUGUGGAAUUAGAGAAUAAAUUCUUUGCUAGCACACAAAUAUUUGUUCCUUUAAGAUAGUACCUUGGAAUGUAUAAAGCAAGAACGAGGUCAAGGACCCAUUUUCCAGAGGGUCAGCGUCGUCACCUCCGUCUGCAUGUCCCACUGACCUUGCGUUCCUCCCGCCGUCACCUUGCGGGCUGCUGCCCGUCAGCUGCCUGGCCCGUGGGGUCCUGGGGCCGCGAGCCCCCACCCCCCGCCUCCGAGGGUGGCCCGAGGGCUGGGUUUUCCAUGAAAUAUUUCACUUUAGUGACGAGAAUUUUUUCUUGCAUUUGCUUCAGAAGUUAUGGUUGGGCUCACGGACCUUCACUCUUGUUUUCUCUGCUUCCUGUCUCGUGUACAUAAACAUGAGAAGCAGCUGACAGUGAGACCUGACCUCAGUGAUGAGAAACGUUCAGAUGCUUCCACCCAAGCGAUGUUAUGUAAGGCCUUUUCAAACACAGAAGCCGGUUGUUAGGAGCUGGCCAGCCGCCUCCUCACCUCAGCCCCCACCCGCGGUUCCGCCAGGACCGUCCAGUUUCCUCAGCCGUCCAUCCCCUUCGUCUCCGUGGGACACGAGGCUCAGCGAGCGGCCGUGUGUGAGUAAAUAGUACCUGUCUACCUCAAAGUACACAUCGCCGCCGGAGCUCUAGACCGCGAGUCGCCACGCUGCGCCUGGGCAUGGCGCCGGGGUCUUGGCCUUGUCCUGUGUGGCGAAGUGACGGGGUGAGCGGCGAAGCACCCGAAUCCAGACGAAAUCGGUCCAGGAUCAGAGUCAGCUGGCUGCGGCUGUAAGAACCCCGUGUAUUUGUAACUUUGUAGCUAUCUUUGAAAUCACUUGAAUUUGCUAUGGUGCUAAGUCGAUACAUCUGAACAGAGAUGGAGGUAAGUCGGGGCCAGCGUCCCCAUCACGGCUGGCUGCUGACCUCGCGUGUGUGGCCCACCUUCGUAAUCGUAGAACCUGACAGAACCUCAGCCGCAGAAGUAGCUAUUUUUCUAAGUUUCCUUGUGCAGAACGCACCACGGGACGGGCCCUCUUCUGACCGCGCCCCGCCGCAGAGGCUCACGGCGCUGGGCCCUCAGUGAUGUCGAAAGGCUGAAUUUCGCGGGUUUCAGCAUGAAAGUCAGGCUCGGUGAGUGACGGGAUCCCAUUAGGUUUUCUCCUACCGGAGGGAGUUACUGUGAAGUCGCCCUCACAGGUGCUUGUGCAGCGGGACCGUCACCCAGCACUCAGUCCCACCGACAUGGUUUCCAUGAAAAUAGAAAAUUCAGAUAGAAUAUAUAAUAUUGAAUUUAAGGUUUUGGGGGGUUAAGAAAAGAAAACCUAACUUUAUAAAAUUAUUUAUUCUAUUUUAAGCCUCUAUCAUAUUUUCCCAUCCAGUGUUUGGUUUCCGUGGUCCAGCUUUAUUUACAGGCAUAUAAAAUGAAAUUGUAAGAUGUUUUGCAAGCUUCUUUUUACUUUGAGUCAUUUUAAUUUGUAUGUCAUUGUUUUGUGGGGAUGAAGAGCUUUGUUUAUGCUUUUGUGCAAUAGGUUCCAACACGUGUUCAUUAGACACACGUUUAAACGGUAGCGUAGCGUCUUUUCCGCAGAAUUGAAAAGGAGAGUAAGUGGAGUCUCAGAGUCCGUACAGUCAGCAUCUGGCUUGUUUUCAUCGUCAGAAGGCUUACAGUGCGUGUGCCUGGGCAGGAACGCGUGGCAGCAGCAUUCAGAAGUAAGCGGCCCGGCCACGUGGCUGCCGUGGGUCUUGUGGCCUUGAACGCCGUGUGCCACGCCCCUGGACAUCCCUCCCUUCCCCGCACCGACCACAGAUGUGACGGUGCCGCCUCCCUGAGCUCCGAGCCCGCCAGGGCAUGCGGCCUCCUCUCCACCCCUUUAGAACCUGUUUAGUUUUCCCUCAGAGCGCACAGGUGUUUUCCAGGGAUCUGAAGUGUGUCGUUGGAUUGAAUGUUCUAGGAAUGAGCCAGCCGGUUUCUGCCUUGUGUGUGAAUCUCUGAUGUGCUCUCAAAAACAUCGAAAACAACUUCAGUGCAGGUAGCUAAGCCACAAAAUGUAGUUUCUCCGUGUCCUCAGGAAAUCACGCACACUCCGCCACGUCACCUGUGACCUUAGCCUGACAAACCCGUGCGCGUCUCUGCUGUGGCAUCUAAGUGAACUGAGUGCGUCGAGAUCGGUGGAUGAGAGAAUGUCGUUGAGACCGCACUGCUGUCUUUACAGAGGCUCCCUGCCAGGUGGGACGCGGCUACUGCCCGCCCGGGCGCUCCCCACCUGUCUGGAAGCACGCCCGAAGUGUGGCGUCCCCGAUGGUGUGUGCAGCACAGUGUCAGUGUCCCUUCCAACAUCUCGAUGGGGUUCGUGGGGUUCAGGGCAAGAGCUCACCUCUGAGCCUGGCUGUCGGGCGUGGAGAUGACAAUGCAGAAUCAUAUUUUUGACUGUUUAAUUUGAAAGUUUACAUUUUUUAUGCUUUGUGUUGGUGUGUAAUUUUUGUACUAUUGGUGGCUAGUUUUUGUCUACAAUCUUUUUCGAAAUAUUGCUUAAGUGCUUUGAUUUUAUGACCGUGAAGCUUGUAUUCAGUGUUUUGCCAAUUAAUAUUAUAUGCUUGUAAUAAAAGCAAAAGAAAAACUUGACUAAAUUUA
Molecule: messenger RNA, 6295 nt
Organism: Pteropus alecto (black flying fox)
Lineage: Eukaryota; Metazoa; Chordata; Mammalia; Chiroptera; Pteropodidae
Gene: PCGF3
Product: polycomb group ring finger 3
Exons: 7
Coding region: 2001-2675 (224 amino acids)
Biological process (GO): regulation of transcription by RNA polymerase II
Cellular component (GO): PRC1 complex
Source: RefSeq, a predicted model, not a curated record